AUGCAAAGCUUGGAAACAGCAUCAUGCCAAGAAGCCGAUUUUAUGCUAAAUGAUGCUUAUCGUAAGCUGAGGAAAUCUCCAUCCCGGCAAUCUUCUCUGUUGAUCGAUCCGCCGCCACAGUAUCCCAGUCUGCCAAGCCCCCUGCUUAACGACAGCACCCCGCUGUUCAACACAUCCGCAUCACCUGGGGAUAGUUCAAAUGCUUCACCAUCGCCAACCUUUGCGUCGCUAACUGCCGGCCAUUCCACUUCCCCGCCAGCUUCGCUACUGGCAUCUCCAUCACCUUCGUCCUCUCCGACGGAGCGAUCAACAUUGGCGGCGACGACGACGACACCCGCAUCCGGCACCACUCAAUUACUACUCAAACAGAUCGGCAGCAGCCCGAAGCAAGCCCAAAUAGUCAAUCAUCAUAGCCACUACAACGUUCAUCACACGGAGAAACGGGUGGCUAGCGAAUCGUCAGGCUUCGGAAGUGGAACGCCAUCCAAAAAAUCUAAACUCUCUGGCUCCCCCACGUCAUCGUCGUCGUCGCCGGCAUCCUCAUCGUCGUUCUUACUUCAACUUUCAACGUCGUCUGCGCCAUUGUCUUCCACGAGAGCGAAUCUUCAUUUGACGCAUCAGGAAUCGCAGCAAUAUCAUUAUCAGCACAGACCUCAUCACCAGCAUGGAAGUGCACCAGAUGUCGCGGGUGGAGGCAAUAGCGGUGCCGAUGGAAGUGGCAGCGGGUUCAGUGGUGGCAGUGUUGGCGGCAGUAACUAUAGCAAUAGCGGUACCACUGGGAGUCACGGUGGCUCCAGUUCCGGUGCAGCCCCGGCACAAAGGUUACCAAACGUUGGUUUUACGGGGGUGGCCAGCUGUAUCGGUAGUGCGAAGUUUAACAUACAUGACAAACUUAGAGAAUUGUAUCUGGAGCUGCUGGCCGAGGACAGUGCCGAAGUCGAUAGACUUAGCUUGAAGAAUACGUCUUUUCUGCUCGAAAAGCUCUUAAUCCGCGAACAUCUCAACACGCUGAUCGUUAAUCUGUAUCCGGGAAACAAAGGAUACUCGCUCGCGUUCCGGUUAGGACCGCGAGAUGACGGUGGUCGUAAUGUAUGCAAUUCACCAUAGAAAACGUUCACUCCAUCGAAGAGUGGCACCAUGGUUACGUCGAUAGUAGGCGCCGGGGUAGUUCCACAGCUGGUGUCGGACAGUGCAUCGUCGAGUGAUACAAGCAGCGAACACCUGCAGGAAACUAUGCGCUGGCCAUAUGAAGAGGAAGAACUCUUGGAUUGCAUCGACCGCGAAGAGCUUCCCUUGUUGUUAGUGGACAUACUAGCGAACAAGUGCCCAGGUCUUUUCUAUUGUGGUUGCGUGAUUGCCGAGGUACGCGAUUAUCGGCCAUGGUUUCCUAUACAUACCUGUGAUACUUUUCAUGUGUUGCUGAAGCCCACCAAUCAGACACUGCUGGCCGACAUAAAUCUUUUGACUUCGGAUGGUGACUGGAGUGCGGAGGAUAAACUGGCUCUCGAAAGCCAGUUAGUGCUGGCGACAUCGGAACCUCUGUGCCUCGAUCCGAACCCGGCCGUUGGUACAAUGACGAUCAACCAGCAGCACCGAAGACAGUUGCUUAAUACGGCCCCGAUACGACGUCAGGCGAAGAAAUUUUCGCAAGUCGCCGUCAACCGAAAGCGGAAAACCGAUCAAUUCACGCACAACUUUGGACUAGAGUUGAGCGACUUCAUAACCAAAUACAGGGCCCGGCCACCGCGCCAGCAGAGUGCUCGCCGUGGCGUCGUUAGCUUCACCAUGCCGAAGAAACCAUCGGAUGUCGUUCCGGCCGUGAACAUACCCAGCCUGGAGUUACCGGAGCUCGCGACGCCCGUGGAUGUCAAUGUGGAAAAGGUCGCCCGCAAAUACGAGGCACCGAAGGAAACCCGAGAAUGCAUCCCGCAACUGAUGGAAGAAUACAUUCUCGAGACGGACCGGGUCGUGAAUCGGGGAGAUACGCGCGUGUACCACAUUAAGCUAUCGAUCUUUCAACGACCGUCGAACUCGGAAUACCUCGGUGAACUGUACGUCGAUCGAGACUACCGGGAGAACGAACGCAACGGAGAGUCUUGCCAAUUUUCGCUCGGAACUCGCGCCCAUGCGCAUCGGUACAUUCAGCAAUUUACCGAAAUAUUCACCGAGGAGGGUCGCAAAUCUGUGAAGAUAACACACCUGGUACCAGGGCAGAUUCCUAAGGUUCUUCAUACGGCCGGGAUGCGAGAACAGAACGUUCAGCAGCACCAACAACUGCAACAGCAGCAGCAGCAGCAGCAGCAGCAUCAACAACCGCAUCAUCAACAUCAGCAGCAACCCCAACAGUUGCUGCAACAACAACCUUCAAACCACCAUCAACAACAGUUACAGCAGCAGCAGCAACAAACUAUGGUGCAGCAACAAAUCUCGCAGAUUCAACAACGACUACAGUCCCAUCCAACGCAAGCGCUAUUGACGCGCUUGCAAGCAACUAACCCUACUCUGGCCACUCAGAUAGCCUCGGCCACCGGAGCCAGUGCGAACAUUACGCUGAAUGCAACGAAUCCGAGCACACUGCCCGGCAACCAGUCGCAGCAACCGGCGCAGCAACUGUCUUCGGCGUCGCACCCAUCGUUGGCUCACCAGCAAAUACUUACCGCGGCUGCCUCGGGUGCCAACAUUAUCAGCAUUGGUCCGUCUGCGGCCGUUGCAACGCAGUCGCAAACGCAGUCCCAGCUGCAAAACGCACAACAGCAGCAACAGCAGCAACCACAUGCGCAGAUUCAUAUUCAACAGCAACACUUAGUUUCGUCUGGGCAACAGCAACAGCUGUUCACCACCAGCAGUGACGGGACCGGUGGUGGUUCCGUAAUAAGUACCAGCACUUCCGCUUCAACUCCCCAAGGAACGACAAUUACUUUGCAGUCACAGCCUACGCAGCACGGUCAAGCAACACAACAACCUCAGCAAACACUGAGUCUGAGCAAUGGAUCACUCCUGCUCGUCCAGCCUUCCGGGCAGAUAUCGAACCUUACGAUGACCACCAAUGCGGCGGGACACCAGCAACUAGUUGCUAGCAACGCUGGAACCGGAAACACGGUGGGCAAUUCGGGUGCUUCGCAAGGGUUUACGUUUGCCUCCGGAGCACAGACAGCCACUAUCAUCAAUCAGGCUGGUGGCCGAACGCUCGGAAAUACUGUUCCCCUGCUGGUCAGGCUGGAUAAUGCGAAGGUGACUAGAGACAGUGCGGGAAAUCUCAUUUCCACGUUGGCCCAGCAAAACCCUUCCACUCAGGUGCAAAUUCAACAACAGCAAACUGUGGCUUCCCAGCAAUCUCAGCAACAUCAGCAGCAACCGCAACAAGGCCAGCAAACGCUUCAAUUACAGUCGCAUCAGCAGCAGCCCAACCAAAUUCAUACAAACAAUCCCGAAAUUAAGGCCAUUGCAAUUAGCAUUAUGAAUUCGGCCAAUCAAUUUACUAAUCGCCAGCAGCAGCAGCAGCAACAACAACAACAACAACAACAACAACAGCAACAGCAACAACAGCAGCAGCAGUCGAAUGUGAAGUCCAAUAGUAAUGCGGCUAUACUUAGUCUCCUAAACAGUGCUCCGGCAGCAAUGACCAACUCCCCAGUAUUGAGCAGUAGCCUUACGUUGCCGGCCGGCAAAACGGUCGCUGACUUGCAGCACCAUCAGCAGCAACAUACUGUGCACCACCAUCAAACCGGCGCCGGUGGUACAACAACUAUAAGCGGGAAUGCGGCCGCUGCUCUUUUCAACAGUGUCGGAGCACGCAAAAUUAGCAUACAGCAGGCCCAAACCGGUCAGAAUCGGAUUAUCAAUCACGCCAACCUGAUCACGGUGAGCAGUGCUCCGACUGGUUCCAACAAUCAAACGCAGCUGAUCAACAUCCAAGCAAACGAUCUUGGGUCAGGCACCACGGUCACAUCUCAGCAACAGCCGCAGCAGUCACAUCCACAGCAAUCACAGCAACCGUUGCAAGCAGGAAAUAUUCGCGUGACCAUGUCAGCGCUAGCCACGCAACUAGCAUCACCGCCGGCUAUACUUACCACUUCGAAUUUGCCACAAAGCUUUAAUGUCGUUGCGGCCGCUGCGGCGUCAUCGGGGACAACAACGGUGGGAGGGAACACCGCAACCUUCACCACUUCCGGCACAUCGACGGGAAACAAACUGAUCAUCAACAGUACGAAUCAACGUGUGCUCAAUAUAAACCCAGCCACUGGAACCACCUCGUCCAUGGCGGCCGUCGUUGCCGGAGCCCUGGGUGGUACGAUCCGUCGCGUCAACACCCCGGGUGGUGUUGCAACGGCUGGCGAUGGGAUUCAGCUGCAGAUUCAGGGGUUGACUGCUGCACCUUCAACAAAUGUCCAAACUUCAGUUGGGAGCGUCAACAGCCGUACCUUAGUAACAGACCAGCUGCAGCUGCAAAGCAUUGCUUCGCCAGGCAGUGAUCAUUCGAACACAUCUUCCACUUCCCUUUCCGGCAACAACAACAAUGGUGGAAUUGGACUGAACAGCAAUACCGGUGGCAGUAGCAUUAUAUUCAACAACAUGUCCGGCUUAAGUGCUCUGCUUGCCAACAACUCCGCAUCGUCUGCAGCUCCAUCGAUUGCGCUCGGCAGCGAUGGAACGACGACGGUGGUUGGUUUGAACGCGGCAACCAACAACCUGAGCAGCAGUAACACCGGGAGCGGCAGUGCGGGGGGAGUCGGUGGCAGCAAUAGUAAUAACACUAACUCAGCAUUAAUCGAAAGACUGACUUCAUCUAGUAGCAUAAACCUAACCAAUAGUAGUAACCUGACAGCGAGCCCCGGACUGCAGUUUACCAUACCAUCGUCGAAAGCACCUCAGCAGCAGCAACAGCAGCCUCAGACCCAUUUGCAAAUACAAUCACCCGCCAGCUCGAUAUCGCCGCUUUCUAGUCCUCCGCCGCAGGUUACCAUUCUUCCGCAAUCGCAGCAGCCUCAAAGUCAAGCGCAAGUUUCUGCGGCUCAGCAGCAACCGCAGCAGCCUACUACCGUCAACCUGCAAGGAUUAAACUUUGCCAGUCUUCACGGUGCAAUGGCGUCAAUUCCUGGAUUGCAAAAUGUGCAGGUACAAAUCCCGGGACUUGCUCAGCCCAUUUCGCUGUCGCUUUCCACUCCAUCCGGGACGGCGGCGGGUGUGCUCAACAGUAGUGGUGCCAGUAGUUCCGGCCAAACGACCAGUUUACUUGUAUCAGUUCCAGUAACCAACACUACACAAGCAGUGCACACCAUCAAUGCAGGCGGCGGCAAUAGCAUACUGACUGGCAAUUCGCAAACGACACAAACGGUCGUUUUGACCAAUCCCCAAACAAGUGGCUCCAGUUUGCUUUCUCUUCCUAUUGCACAAAUCGUGACAUCCGGGAUGAAAGGACUGGGCCAGCAGAGCAUGAGAACCGGCACACCACUCACGGUUAACGCAGGGCAGGCGGGGCAACAGAUACAACUGCUGAACAUAAGUCAACGACCGCGCGCUGGUCAGCUGCCAGUGGGAAGUGGUGCAGGGACGACGCCCAUCAUGACCAAACAGCUUGCAGCUCGCGUAGCUCAACACCGGCAAAUGGUAGCGGCCGGGGGAUCCACAGUAAAGAUUGGAACCCCUAUUUCCGCUUCUCACCACGUUGGCCAGAUGAGCAAUGCUUUAAAUGUGACUGCCAACGCCACUUCGAAUCAACUUGUCAUGACCACGAAACAACUGCACUUGAAGCUUCAGCAGCAGCAGCAAGCGCAACAGCAACAACAGCAGCAACAGCACCAUCCUCAGCUGCAGCAGCAAACGCAGCAAAUUCUUACGGCAGCCAGCAACCAACCAACAGUCGGCACAAACACUGCUCAAAUUCACAUUCAGCAACCCACUUCACAACAGUCGCAACAAAUACUGCAACAGUCGGCUCCGCAACAACCGCAGUCCACACAACAGAUAAGUAUCAUCAACAGCAGCGUGAUGACGCCACUCUCUCUGUCAAGCCCGGCUACCGUGGGACCGGUUACUACACAAACGCAGCAAACGCACCAAAGCAUCAGUGCCCUGGCAGCUGCUGCAGGCAAACACAGGCGACGAUCUGCGGCCGACAUGAAUAAGUAA
This is a messenger RNA of Anopheles cruzii, 6129 nucleotides long. RefSeq names its product mucin-17 (gene Spt20). Gene Ontology annotation, biological process: regulation of transcription by RNA polymerase II. The transcript is spliced from 7 exons. The record is from RefSeq and is a predicted model, not a curated record. Gene Ontology annotation, cellular component: SAGA complex. Gene Ontology annotation, molecular function: transcription coregulator activity. Lineage: Eukaryota; Metazoa; Arthropoda; Insecta; Diptera; Culicidae.